AUGGACCGCUUCAUCCCCAACCGCAGUGCCAGCAACCUAGAUGUUGCCAACUACAACGUCAGCCGCGAGGCCAAGGACGUUGAGAACCUGGACGCCCUGUCGCCCACCAAGCUGGAGUACAAGAAGCAGCUGGCGGCCAACCUGGGCCAGGACGACUCCGCUCGCAUCCUGGCCUUCAAGCAGAAGGCGCCCGCGCCGGCCGAGGGCUUUGAGAACCACAUGGCGGCACUCUACUCGGCCAACGCGGGGCCCCGCCCCAAGAAGGCCUUCCGCGCCGUGCCCCAGCAGCCAGACCGCAUCCUGGACGCCCCAGACCUCGUUGACGACUACUACCUCAACCUGCUGGACUGGAGCUCCACCAACGCGGUGGCCGUGGCCCUCAACCAGGCCGUCUACCUGUGGAACGCCUCCUCCGGCGACAUCCAGGAGCUGCUGAGUGCGCAGGGCGAGGACUACAUCACCUCCCUGUCCUGGGCCGCCGACGGCAAGCACCUGGCCGUCGGCUACUCCUCCGCCCUCACCCAGAUCUGGGACGCGGAGCGCUGCAAGCCGGUGCGCAACCUGGGCGGCCACGCCGCCCGCGUGUCCUCCCUGUCCUGGAACAACCACACCCUGUCCACCGGCGGCCGCGACUCGCUCAUCCUGCACCACGACGUGCGCGUGCGCGAGCACGUCACCGCCACGCUGCGCGGCCACGAGCAGGAGGUGUGCGGCCUCAAGUGGUCGCCCAACGGCACGCAGCUGGCCAGCGGCGGCAACGACAACCUGCUGAUGAUCUGGGAUGCGGCGGCCGACCGCGCCACGCACCGCAUCACCGCGCACCAGGCCGCCGUCAAGGCGCUGGCCUGGUGCCCCUUCCAGAGCAACCUGCUGGCCACCGGCGGCGGCACUGCGGACCGCACCAUCAAGUUCCACAACACGCACACAGGGGCCCUCCUCAACUCCAUAGACACUGGCAGCCAGGUCUGCUCGCUCCAGUGGAACCGCCACGAGCGCGAGCUGCUCUCCUCCCACGGUUUCAGCCAGAACCAGCUUUGCCUGUGGAAGUACCCCUCCAUGGCAAAGGUGGCGGAGCUCACGGGCCACACCUCCCGGGUGCUGCACCUGGCCCAGAGCCCCGACGGCACCACCGUAGUCAGCGCCGCCGCGGACGAGACGCUGCGCUUCUGGCGCUGCUUCGGCGAGCCCGCAGGCGCCGCCCCCAAGGGCGGCGCCAAGCCGGGCGCGGCCGCCGGCAGCCUGCUGCGCAGCGUCAACAUCCGGUGA
Molecule: messenger RNA, 1266 nt
Organism: Chlorella variabilis
Lineage: Eukaryota; Viridiplantae; Chlorophyta; Trebouxiophyceae; Chlorellales; Chlorellaceae
Exons: 6
Coding region: 1-1266 (421 amino acids)
Biological process (GO): anaphase-promoting complex-dependent catabolic process; positive regulation of ubiquitin protein ligase activity; positive regulation of anaphase-promoting complex-dependent catabolic process
Cellular component (GO): anaphase-promoting complex
Molecular function (GO): ubiquitin ligase activator activity; anaphase-promoting complex binding; protein binding
Source: RefSeq, a predicted model, not a curated record